AUGUCAAGCUUUCAAUUUGCGAUUUUAUUCCUUUUGGCCCUAGAGGUCUCGGCCGAAUUCAACUGCCGAAAUGAAAGAAACGAGCCCGUGGAUUGGUUUGCAGUGUAUAAAAUGCCGAUAUAUCAAGACACUAGCGCCAAUGGAAUAAAGGAUGGAUUAGCUUUUUAUUACCUUGAUAGCAAUGAUCCAACGACGCUGAGACCAUCCCCAAAUAACCUUAACUCAAGCCAGCAGCCAAUAGCAUACACCCUACAACAACUUUACGAUAAAAAUGGAGACUUAUCUGUGUUUAGUGUGAUGUAUAACGAUGAGCCAUAUGAAGAAUCAGAAUCCGCCAAGAAACGCAAGAAGCGAGCAACGGUUCAGAAGGGACAUACUAAAGGCGUUGUAUUCUCGGAUCAAACCUCUGGCAUUUGGCUCGUCCACUCGGUGCCCGCUUUCCCGCCCCCGGAUCAUUAUAAAUACCCAAAUUCUGGAACUAUCUAUGGCCAAACAAUGCUUUGUAUCAGCUUUGAUUAUAGUGAAUUGGCAAAAAUCGGUACCCAACUUUAUUAUAAUCAUCCCGAUAUCUACCAUUCAAACCUACCGACAGCUAUGAUUGCAACAAAUCCGGAUUUGGCCUUGGUCAUUGGCGGAAAAUAUAUGAAAGAAAUCAACCACUUGGAUUGCCAAGCCCAAUACGCUGUCAAGGACGCCAUGUCGAUUCAUGUCGGGCUUACCGGCGAAUUCUCAUACACCAAAGAUCACACAAAAAUGGCGCGGUCUUCGCAGCCGACAAAGCCUUAUGUCUGCAUUGGGGAUAUUAAUCGAAUGACUUCACAAUUCUCACGCGGAGGUGGUACGCUCUGCCUUCUCGACCAAAAUUUGUGGCAAGCCUUUGAUGUUAUCACAACAGAAAAUGUGUGCCCGGUC
Mesorhabditis spiculigera is the source of this 912-nucleotide messenger RNA. The record is from the annotation of a GenBank genome assembly. Lineage: Eukaryota; Metazoa; Nematoda; Chromadorea; Rhabditida; Rhabditidae.